AAAAAAUUGAGAGAUGAAAAGUGCAUUUUGUCCUUAAAAAAAAUAAUAAAAAAAAACAAGUCGGAUUAGUUUUUCCCAAAUCCCUAAUUUGUAAGCCGUCUCUCUUCCUCCUCUUCCUCUUCGCGUCCACAUCGCUGCACUGCCGCUGCUACUUCAAUCCAACUCCUCAAGGUCAUCGAAUCAGUUGAUUUGCACGAAAAAUGGCGAAUCAAGGUGGGAAUCUCAAGUCCACGGUGAUAAAUGGGGUGAAGAUGUACACCGUCACCGGCCAGCAACGGUCGUUGGCCACCUGGAUACCAACCAAAAAGCUUAAAGCUCUCCGGAAAGAUAAAAAAUACAUGCAGCGACUGGAGUUGAUACAAGAUUUGAGGUUCGAGACUGCCACGAGCAGAAUUAAGGUAACAUCCGACGGGGACUACGUUAUUGCUUCAGGUAUUUACCCACCACAAGUCAAAGUAUAUGAAUUACGUGAGCUUUCGUUGAAGUUUGAAAGGCAUUUAGUCUCAGAAAUCGUUAAUUUUGAGGUACUAAGUGAUGAUUAUUCAAAGAUUGCUUUUUUAUGUGCCGAUCGUUCUGUCUCACUCCAUGCUAAAUAUGGAAGUCAUUACAGUUUGAGAAUACCUAGGAUGGGAAGGGAUUUAGCGUAUGAUUGCUGGUCUUGUGACUUGUUAUGUGCUGCUUCAUCGCCUGAUCUCUAUAGAAUAAACCUAGAGCAGGGUAGGUUUCUUUCUCCACUUAGUACCCAGUCUGAAGCAUUAAAUGUUGUGACUAGAAGUAAGGUUCAUGGAUUGGUUGCUUGUGGUGGUGAGGAUGGUUUUGUAGAAUGCUUUGAUGUUCGUGCUAGGUCCUCUGUUGGUAGGAUAGACGCUGUUUCCCCUGCUGGGGAUGUUUAUGAUCAGGAGGUUACUGCUUUACAGUUUGACGAAGAUGGAGGUUACCUCAUGGGUGUUGGGAGUAGUUCUGGGAAGGUGCUAAUCUAUGACUUGCGGUCUUCAGUGCCCUUGAGAGUAAAGGAUCACAUGUAUGGAAACCCUAUACUGAGUAUCAAGUGGCACAAGACUCUGAAUUCUGGGACAACAAAAUUAAUCACUGCUGAUAAACACAUUGUCAGGAUUUGGGACCCUGAGACAGGAGAAGGUAUGACGAGCAUUGAGCCGACUGCUGGGAAUAUCAAUGAUUUAUGUGUAUUUAAAGGAAGUGGAUUGAUGUUGCUGGCAUUGGACAACAGCCAAAUUCCUUCUUAUUUUGUACCAGCCCUUGGACCUGCCCCAAAGUGGUGCUCUCACCUGGACAACUUGACAGAGGAGCUAGAGGAGAAUCCUGAAACUACCAUUUACGAUGAUUUCAAAUUUUUGACGAAAGAGGACCUUGAGAAGCUAAAUUUGACCAGUUUGGUUGGUAGUAAUUGUCUAAGGGCAUAUAUGCACGGUUACUUUAUUGACUAUCGUCUUUAUAAAAGGGUUCUAGGUUGGUCAAAUUCGUUGGAUAGAAAAGAUUACAUAGAGAAACUGAAGCAGGAAAAACUGGAAAAAGAACGAGAAUCAAGAAUCACGAUUAGGAGAAAACUGCCUAAGGUUAACCGGGUUUUAGCAUCUAAGCUACUUUUGGAAGAAGCCGAGAAUGAGAAGAAAGAUGCUGAAGGUGCUGAUGAUGUUAAGAACAAAGCCUCCAAGAAGAAGAAGGGACUCACAGCUGAGAUCAUGAAUGAUGAUCGAUUUUCAAAAUUGUUUACCGACCAGGACUAUGAGAUUGAUAUGAAUUCUCCAGAAUUUCUCGCCUUACAUCCAGUGGCAUCUACUACUGAGCAAUCAUCUUUAAUUGGUGAGCAUUUUGAGCUUGUGGGGGAAGACGAGGAAAACACUGAUUCAGAUGCAUCGUCAGAAGCAGAAGAUGGGCUAGGAGGUGGAAGCAAAUCACGAGUUCCAAAGUUGUAUGAAGCUAUUGAUGAGCGACAUGCCGAAGCCUUCUCUAAAAGCAUAUCACUAGCAAAAGAAGAUGCACUUCCAAUAGGGGAAAAAGUGGCUGCUAUGACAAAAGAAAAUGUUAGCAACUCUAAUGGUAUCAAAGUGGGUGCAGGAGGUUCACGUGAAAUUUCUUUCAUUUCCCGGAGUAAAGCAAAGUACAGCGAAUAUGAUGAUGAUGACAGGGAUGGACUGCCUCAAAAGAGAAGGGGAAUCCAAGAUUUGAAGCUGAAGCCAGAUAAAUCAAGUUUUCGAGGCAGCUUUGGAAGGGGAGGAAAUCGAGGAAGAGGAAGGGGAGGAAGAGCAAGAGGAAGAGGAAGAGGAAGAGGGCAUCAAUAACUUCUGGUAUUAUUUUGUUUAUUUCCUUUUUUCUUUUGGGUUUCCA
This is a messenger RNA of Oldenlandia corymbosa var. corymbosa, 2346 nucleotides long. NCBI's taxonomy places the organism in Eukaryota, Viridiplantae, Streptophyta, Magnoliopsida, Gentianales, Rubiaceae. The record is from the annotation of a GenBank genome assembly.